CCGCCGUUCAGCCGGUCCUCCGGUUUCUUCUCCAUAUUUACCCGCUCACAAUCUCGCUGCCCGAGUCCUUUUCCCAAGCGCGAUGCAGUCUGCCCGUGUCUGUGCGCGAACACUUUGCGCCUCGUCUUCCAGAGCGCGUAUCUCAUCUUCUUUGCACCGACCGACGCGGUUCAUCCAUGCCACACCUACAGUGCACAGGUCCAAGGCCAAAAAGGCAGCAAUAGAAGCCGAUGCUGAUGAUCUCUUCGCUUUCGAAGACUCAGAGGAGCUCAUUCCUCUAGGCUCCACCGCAGAGGAAACUGCAAGCACCAGCAGCAAUGCGCGCACCAAGUCAUCCCAAACAACAGACUACGCCGCGAAAUUCGCGGAACACCUCAAGUUCCUGUCGGAACACAAUGGAAAAAGGCCUGCCGUACGCGAUGGGAAGCAAGUCGCUGAUUCUAUCUGGCUGCAUUUGCUCGGGAACGCGAGGAGCCAGGAGGAUCUCGAAAAGGUGGCGAAGCAGUUCAUGCCGUGGAAGGAUGCAGGCCGUGAAAUAAAGCCGAGAGUAGUUGACCUCUUCGUCCUGAAAUGCAAACAACUCGGCUGCACUAAGUUCGCGCUCGACGUCUUCUCCAACCAUGCCACCUACGGCCUCGACCUCGACCGCACCUCAGGCCGUCACCUCCUCCACGGCCUCCACCUCCAACACGACCUCUCCGACUCCAUCACCCUCGCCGCCCUGUACGACGUCUUCAACCUCCGCGGUCUCUCCAGCGACCCUGUCUCCUGCGCCAUGCUCACCGCCGCCUGUCUCCGCGAAGCGUCGCGCACGGAGAAACGCAAAGAUGUGCGGGACGACGCGCGUUUGGUCGGUCAGGCGCUGCUGCCCUCGUUGCAGAGGGCGCUGACGAAGUACAAGACGGCGGAGAAGCUGAAGGGGAAGAGGUAUUCGGAGAAGGAGAUUUCGUGGUUGAGGUGGACGUUGAAGAAGGUGGAGAUUGGGGUGGUUAAGGCUGGGUGGAGUUCAGCGUGGUUGAGGGAGUUUAGGGAGGCGAAUAAGUGGGGCGAUGAGGGACAUGCUACCCUGCGUGCACAAUCCGGCGCACCAGCGUCGGCUUGAUAUUGAGUCUAUCUUAUUACUUGUCAUUUGAAUGCUUUAAUUUCCGUGGCAACUAUGAGAAUAGGGCCUCACCUAUCUGCCGUAAGACUUAGCUUGCCGUUUUAUCCAGAGCUUACGCACUCGGAGGCCGUCC
This is a messenger RNA of Stereum hirsutum FP-91666 SS1, 1235 nucleotides long. RefSeq lists its product as uncharacterized. The coding region runs from base 83 to 1102 and encodes 339 amino acids. The record is from RefSeq and is a predicted model, not a curated record. The transcript is spliced from 3 exons. NCBI's taxonomy places the organism in Eukaryota, Fungi, Basidiomycota, Agaricomycetes, Russulales, Stereaceae.